CAGCAUGUCAACUAAAGAACAAGACUAUUAUGAGAUUUUAGGAGUAGGCAAAACAGCUUCUGAUGAAGAAAUUAAAAAGGCUUAUAGAAAACUAGCCAUCAAGUGGCAUCCAGUAUGUUUUUUUAAUCAUAAUUUUAGGAUAAAAACCCUAAUAAUAAAGAAGAGGCCUAAGAGAAGUUUAAGAAAAUUGGGGAAGCCUACUCUGUAUUAUCAGAUAAAGAUAAACGAGCUAUUUAUGAUAGCUAUGGUCACGACGGGUAUGAUAAUAUAAUUUUAUAUUUUUAGUUUAAAAAAUGGUGGCGGUGCCGGUUCAUUUAAAGGAUUUCAUGGAUUUGGUGGUUUUGGAGAUGGAUUCGACCCCUUCAAGUAAUUUGAGAGUUUCUUUUAAAACUUUGGAAUGGAUGAUGAUGAUUUUGGAUUUUUCUUUGGAAGAAAAGGCAACAAAAAGAACAGCAACAAUUCUCAAAGAAACCCAUUUGGUUUUGGUGGAUUUGGAGGUUUUGGUGAUGAUGACUUUAUGGGCAUGGGAGGAGGUUCAUUUUCAUCGUUUUCAUCUUCAAACUUCGGAGGUGGAUUAGGAGGAUCAACUUCAAUCUCUACUUCAACAACAAUUCAGUAUGAAUUAAUAUUUAAUGACUUAGAAAUGGUCGUAAAGUCACUGUUACAAGAAAGACAACAACAAAGGCAGACGGAACCACAGAAGUAGUUGAAACAAUAGAUAAUGGAGGAAGAAAAGAAGAGAAAAGAUACUAAUUAGAAAAUGGAUAAAGAACUGAUGGAUCAAGAUCAAUUAAACAUUGA
This is a messenger RNA of Paramecium octaurelia, 801 nucleotides long. Lineage: Eukaryota; Ciliophora; Oligohymenophorea; Peniculida; Parameciidae. The record is from the annotation of a GenBank genome assembly.